UUAUCUUAUCCAAUUUAUUGACAUUUUUAGGUGAAAACUACUUGCCAUACCAAUCCAUAUCAAAGAGAAGAAUUAAUUACUUCCAUUUAAGGAGAUUGAGGGUACGUAGACGAUAAUGAAGAACUCGGUUUCGGAUCAGAGUUUCUACAUCGAAAGCGAAGAUGAAGAAGAAGAAGUGGAGAAAUUCAACAGACAUGAAGAUGAUGGACAUGACAUUUAUACUUAUUUUUCUUCAGCUGAAAAUCUGCAACAAAGCAAACCCAGUUCUCUGGCCACUCAAUGGCCUCAAAGUUACAGGCAGUCUAUUGAUUUGUAUAGUAAUGUACCUUCUCCGACCAUCGGGUUCUUGGGUACUCCUACAGUGUCGAGACUGGGGAGCUCGUUUCUAUUGUCAUCGUUAACCCGGAGAUUUACACCAGAAAUACAACACACACCGGUGAGGAAACCAUUGCUACCGCCAUCGGUAGAUGAUGAAAUACAGCCGGAUAAACGUAGUACGCACUCUUUGGUGACUCCAGCGCCGCCAUCAAGGAAAACAUCCGUGAGAUUCGAUGACAAAGUGUACGAGGUCGACCAUGCGCAUGGAAUUCCCCUUGGUCGCCAGAGUACCUAUGGUCAAGCAGUGAUGAAUGGGAUCAAUGUGCUAUGUGGAGUUGGAAUCCUUUCCACCCCAUAUGCAGCCAAAGAAGGAGGAUGGUUAGGGCUUAUAAUAUUAUUAACAUUUGCAUUGCUUUCUUAUUACACUGGCCUGCUUCUGCGCCAAUGUCUGGAUAGCUCACCCGAGCUCGAAACUUACCCGGAUAUCGGUCAAGCUGCAUUUGGUGCUGCCGGUAGAAUCACCCUUUCCAUAAUUUUGUAUGUGGAGCUAUAUGCUUCUUGUGUUGACUAUAUAAUUCUAGAGGGUGAUAACUUAUCAUCCUUAUUCCCGAAUGCGCAUCUUAGUUGGGGCGGAUUCGAGUUGAGCUCGCAUCGUUUCUUCUGUUUGAUAACGACCCUCGCUGUUCUUCCCACUGUUUGGCUUAGAGACCUCAGUGUCCUUAGUUACAUCUCAGCUGGUGGAGUUGUUGCAUCAUUGUUGGUGGUACUUUGCUUGUUUUGGGUUGGCUUGGUAGAUCAAGUUGGGUUUCACAACAAAGGGACACCAUUGAAUUUUGCUACUCUUCCGGUCGCUGUCGGGCUCUACGGUUUCUGCUAUUCGGGACAUGCCGUUUUCCCUAAUAUAUACACUUCGAUGGCAGAACAGGCUCAAUUCUCUUCAGUACUCUUAUCAUGUUUCGGAAUCUGUACUCUGUUGUAUGCUGGAACUGCAAUUGUGGGGUACAAAAUGUUCGGGGAAGCAGCGGAAUCACAGUUUACACUUAACAUGCCUAAAGAUCUGAUCGCGUCAAAGAUUGCUGUUUGGGCGACGAUUGUCAACCCAUUUACCAAAUAUGCAUUAACCUUGUCUCCAGUGGCAAUGAGUCUCGAGGAAUUGUUACCAUCACGGUUUCGUAAGUCUCACUUCUACCCUAUUGUGAUCCGAACACUACUGGUGAUAUCGACCUUGCUCGUCGGUCUCAGUGUUCCCUUCUUCGGCUUGGUAUUGUCACUAAUAGGGUCGUUACUCACAAUGCUUGUCGCCUUGAUACUUCCUCCUGCUUGUUAUCUAAGCAUACUGAGGGGUAAAGUAAGCCGCAUUCAGGCUGCAGUUUGUAUUAUAAUUAUUGCAGUGGGAGUUGUUUCAUCAGUCAUUGGAACAUACUCGGCGCUCACCAAGAUUAUUGAGAAUUUAAGAAAUGUAGUUUAAAUUUCUACAUUUUUGAACUGGUUUUUAUAUAUGAAACUUCCUACAAAAACCUUUACAAUUAUUUUUACAUGAACAUAUGAAUGUCG
Molecule: messenger RNA, 1872 nt
Organism: Hibiscus syriacus
Lineage: Eukaryota; Viridiplantae; Streptophyta; Magnoliopsida; Malvales; Malvaceae
Product: amino acid transporter AVT1C-like
Exons: 13
Coding region: 116-1786 (556 amino acids)
Cellular component (GO): plasma membrane
Source: RefSeq, a predicted model, not a curated record